This is a messenger RNA of Drosophila ficusphila, 1105 nucleotides long. RefSeq lists its product as uncharacterized. The transcript is spliced from 3 exons. The record is from RefSeq and is a predicted model, not a curated record. Lineage: Eukaryota; Metazoa; Arthropoda; Insecta; Diptera; Drosophilidae. Bases 462 to 971 code for a protein of 169 amino acids.
UACGUCGCUGACAAAUCGCAUCAAGCUCAUUCAGAUGUGGGCUAAUAAGAGAAAUGGCCACUUAUCAAUUAUACAGAACAGAUUUCAACGGACUCUUGGUGACUCGGCUUUAAUAAACGAAUACCUACACAGCUUUGGGUGCAAACAAAUUUUAGAAGAUCAAGAUAUUGAACUCCAGCGACACGCCAAACACAAACAAUAUCAUGUCGGGGAGCAAUUAAAAAUGACAGUGCAUAAUAUUCCGUAAUUCCGAAAUUUGGAGCGGUCUAAUGGUUGACCGUCUGUUUAGUGGGGGCUCAGCGAUCAAUUGAGCCGAACGAUCACUGAUCGCCGCAGUCAAAAAGCGCUUAAUGCGCAAAUAAUUGUGAGUUUCCAAAAACUGGGCUAGCAAGAAUACCGUAUAAAUAGGGCCUGAGCCAUCGAGGAGAUUCCAAAAUCAACCCAAACUCCAAGUAUACAGAAUGCUGCGAGAGAUCUACUUCUUCCUGCUCAGCUGUUUGGCCCUCGAGGCUGCCCUGGCCUGUAAUGGGUACAAGGCCAAGCUGGUGAAGAUGGAGAACUGCGCCGGCGAGGAUGCCAUCAUGACGGUGGGCAGUGACUUCAGCCUGAAGCUGAACAAGAAGUGCGAGCUGGUGCCAUCGGGCUGCAUUAGCAAUAAGCCAUUUGGAACGGCCGUGGCCAAGUUCAAGGUGCAGAAGGACGGCAUCGUGAUGAAGGAGGGCAAGAUCGACCUGUGCGCCGCCAUCGAUCAGGCCUCCACGGAGGGCAAGGACAUGCUGAAGCUGUUCGGAGCCCCCUCCUCGUGUCCCGUGGCCGAGGAGAAGGUCUGCGCCAACGAUCACUCCGUCGAUCUGAGCAAGUACAAGGCCAUGCUGGGCAUGGCCCGCGGUCACCUCAUCAUCGAUUCGGAGAUCAAGCACGACACAGGCAAGUCCUGCUUCCAUGCCGAGAUCGAGCUCUCCAAGAACUAGUGGGGAAACCCCAUAGUAAAUUCUAUGUUUAUAUUAUGAGUCUUGCAAAUCUUGUAGUUGUAAAUACGAACGCAAAUUAAACUGGUAAUGAGGUGCACACACACAAAACAAAUAUACAAAAAAUACCGAACAAA